Molecule: messenger RNA, 2215 nt
Organism: Daldinia loculata
Lineage: Eukaryota; Fungi; Ascomycota; Sordariomycetes; Xylariales; Hypoxylaceae
Product: fumble-domain-containing protein
Exons: 3
Coding region: 393-1877 (494 amino acids)
Biological process (GO): coenzyme A biosynthetic process
Cellular component (GO): cytosol; nucleus
Molecular function (GO): pantothenate kinase activity; ATP binding
Source: RefSeq, a predicted model, not a curated record
UGAACAUGAACAUCGUCUUUCCUAGCCUUUUCCUUUUACUGAUCCAUGCAAAUCCAUGUUCAUCUGUCCCACCAAACAAAUUCGUACUUCUUUGAGGCUGUCUUGGCUCUGACUCCCUUUCUCCGGUCCGUGGUACAUUUUUGGCAUCCUAAGCACAAUUCUAAGCGCUAAUUCAAAUGCCCUCAUCGCUUGCGCUUGCUGUUAUCAAUAUUCAUUCUAGCUACCCAAACAAGCUCCUAAGUUUAUUCCUGAAUUCAUGCCUCCUUGAUCUGUUUCUACUCAUGGGCUUCUGAGCCAACAGAAGCUUUGAUCAUCACUUAGUUAUCUCUUUACAUUACUGCCCCUCUCCCCACCGUCUGCUCCAUAGCCCCGCUCCAGAACGACGAGGAAUCAUGUCUGAAAACACCUAUCAAGCCGAUGCCGCCAUUGUAGAUGACGAGAGCGACGGGAAGACAGAUGCGGCGCAACAUCCCGCCGGAAGACCGCGCAUCAUGACGACGAGUACGGCCGAGAUCGAUAGUACCAUAAUACAUCCCGGCUCUGUUCGCAUCAAUGUCAAAGGCGCAUUCAUCGUCGAUACACCUGAACAGCCUGGUACUCCCGCCAAUGUGUCUGGGUCUGGUGGCAAUAGUUAUUACGAGACAAAAGAUAUUCGCCUUCCUAACCAUACGGCUGUUGUCAGCCAUAUCGCUGUUGAUAUCGGUGGCUCGCUAGCUAAGCUGGUCUAUUUCUCCUGCGAAGCGCAUUCGACUGAUCCCGGCGGCCGGCUAAAUUUCCAAUCUUUCGAGACGGAUCGCAUCGACGACUGUAUUGAGCUUAUGCGACAUCUACAAGACAAGCAACUUGCCCUCAACGGCUCUAAGCCCGGUGAAUUAUGUGUAAUGGCGACGGGAGGCGGUGCUUACAAGUACUAUGACAGAAUCCGACAACGGCUUGGUGUUGACGUCCUACGAGAAGAUGAAAUGGAAUGUUUAAUUAUUGGUCUCGAUUUCUUUAUAACCGAAAUACCACGCGAGGUCUUUACAUAUUCCGAGACGGAUCCUAUGCACUUCGCCGAGCCUAACGCUAAUAUUUACCCAUAUAUGCUCGUAAAUAUAGGGUCUGGCGUUAGCAUCCUUAAGGUAUCCGGCCCGCGAGCCUACGAGCGCGUAGGCGGCACGUCCCUUGGUGGGGGUACCCUUUGGGGGAUUCUGUCGCUUCUUACACCCGCCGAGUCUUUCGACGAGAUGCUGGAUAUGGCCGCGCACGGCGACAAUGCUAAAGUAGAUAUGCUAGUUGGCGAUAUCUAUGGCACCGAUUAUGGUAAAAUUGGGUUGAAAAGCACCACAAUCGCUAGUUCAUUCGGUAAAGUCUUCCGCAUGAAGCGAGAAGCAGAAAAUGAGGCCGAGGAUAUGGGUGGUCUUUCAAACGGUGAUGACCAAAACCGACGACAGCAGCAGAAGAGCUCAGAACAGAAUUCUUCAACAACAAGCUGUUCGCAAACACAACAACAGCGUCCUACAUCCUCUCGAGCAAGCGAAUUAGCAUUGUCACGUUUCUCUAGUGCUGAUAUUUCGCGAUCCUUGUUAUACGCUAUCAGUAAUAACAUUGGGCAGAUCGCAUACCUGCAGUCGCAAGUACACGACCUGUCGCACAUAUACUUUGGCGGGUCUUUCAUCCGUGGCCACCCGCAAACUAUGAACACGCUGAGCUACGCUAUAAAAUUCUGGAGUAAAGGCCAGAAGCAAGCGUACUUCCUGCGGCACGAGGGAUAUCUAGGUGCCGUAGGCGCAUUUCUUAAACACCAGCCCCGAAACUGGGGCCGAAGAGGAAGUCUCGAAAAGGGUGAGGGACUAGAAGCACGGAUAAGUGGACGUGCGGAGGAGAACGCUAUAUGACGGGGCGCCGUACAUUCAUGCGGAAUGUUCAUAUGAUGAUAAUUUUAAUCGUGGCCAGUGAAAGAGCAAAAGGAGAGCCGAGCGAUUUGCGCUGGAGUUCCUGAGUUGGGUCAUAGACGGCACUAGAGGAUAUCAGCAUCGCCACGAGCCGCCAACUCAUCGCAUACACUUGUAUUCUUUACAUUAGGUACCUAUGUUGAGGGUAUCAUGCCAUAGCUAUAGUAUGGGGUAAUGUUUUCUUUACAUGUAACAAGUUACUAUCAGGAUACACAUUCGCAUACGUGGAAACAUGUUGGCGCGAGAAUCAAUUAGACUACUGAACAAUUCAUUACCCAUCA